Molecule: messenger RNA, 1669 nt
Organism: Ricinus communis (castor bean)
Lineage: Eukaryota; Viridiplantae; Streptophyta; Magnoliopsida; Malpighiales; Euphorbiaceae
Product: protein RADIALIS-like 3
Exons: 2
Coding region: 917-1237 (106 amino acids)
Molecular function (GO): DNA-binding transcription factor activity
Source: RefSeq, a predicted model, not a curated record
CUAAAGAAGCAAAUCUUUUGUUUUGUUGUUUUUAUUUUUCUUCUUACAAACUGAUAAAAGAAACAUAUCUUUUACCUCAUUUUAGUCCUGGAUUCCACUCUUCUACAGCAGACUGUUUCCUCAUUACGAUCACAGAGAAAGAAAAAAAGGGUCAUUGAAAAUGACCCUUUUGUGAAUUCUGAUUUUGCUUGUCGAUACUAAAAAAAGAUAAUAAAAUCAGGUAAGGAGUGAUCCAGCCCACAAAAGUCAUUUUCUUUUCUUGCAAGGUAGAAUAUUUUAUUAGAUAUAAAAAUGGUAUGAAUUGGCUGAAGAUGAAAUAUGCCGGUUCUAUUCCACCAUUGAUCAAGUGAAUUUCUGAUAUUAUUGCUAUAAAGAUUUUUUUUUUUUUUUAACUUUAUGAUGCCAGCAGCUCCGGAUCUAACAACAACUGGGAUCCGUGCUUGAAUUUAGAAAAAAAUUGGGAUUCUGGGUCUUGCAAGAAAUGGUUAGUGAAGAAUUGAGUUUUGUCCUUUUCUGAUUAUUGGUAUCUGUAUUUAAACAAACCUGUUUCCUUUAAUACUAAUUUUAUCAGUAUUUUAUAUGAUAUAUCUCUCAUUGCUUACGUAUAGAUCUAGCCUAUUGUCUCUGACACAAAAAGACCCAGAAACUCUCUUUAAAAAACCAAACAAUUCCUAACUCACAUACCUGACAUGCCCCCAAAGACCGAGGGGGUGUUAGAAUCUCGGUCAAGAGAAUCAAACAAACCACCAGAAAAAGAAGAAGAUUCUCAUGCUUCUUCGAUGAAUCCUAUAAUGUGAAUGACAAACCGGGCGGCCUUUCCUUAUUUCCUCAGGAAAGAGUGUUCAAUUCUUUAACCCUGAUCAAGACUUAAAGAAAGGUUUUGUUUUAGUUUGGUAAUUUAUUGUUGUGUGCUGUUAUGGACGAGUUUCCCAAAAUGUUGUAUGGAUGGAGCUGGGAAGAGAACAAGCUGUUUGAGCUUGCUUUGGCUAUUGUUGAUGAAGAACACCCUGAUAGAUGGGAAGCGGUUGCUUCCAUGGUUGGAGGGAAGAAGAGUGCUGACGAUGUUCAAAACCAUUAUGUGAUUCUUUUGCAAGACCUGCAGUGUAUUGAGUCAGGUGAAUUGGAUCAUUUUAUUGUUGAAGAAUCUCAGGCUGUUUGUGUUCAAGUUGACUGUACUCAACCUAUAUGUUGGACAGAAGACGACCACAAGUUGCUGGUGCAAUUAGACCUAAAUUGAUGGGUAGGGCUAAUGACAAUUCACCAAAACAGAGACAUUCAUGUCCGAGCUUUGCCUGGGAAGAAGGCAAAAGCAUGCACACGAUGGAUUAUUAUCGGAAUAUUAUUUCUUGAACUUCCUCAGUAGGUUUCUUCAGCUCUAUUCUGUAAAAAGCAGCAGAAAAUUUGGUGGUAUUAUACCAGCCUGUAUGUAACAGGACUUGUAGAACUUAGUUUAUAGCCAUUCUAGUUUAGAUAUAUAUUGUUUCUUUCCAAAAUUCUGAUUUUUCUUUUCUUUUAAAGAAGAGAUACCAAUCCAUUCUUAAUCUGCUACUGAUUUUUUUUCACUAGUUCAGGUGAUAAUGACUUUUGAACUGGGUCAGGAUCUUCUUGUACGAAUCUCAUUAUGAUCAUCUCAUUUGCUGAUGUUACAUAAGCAGCAUCUUUGUUUAAA